Schistosoma mattheei is the source of this 2193-nucleotide messenger RNA. The record is from the annotation of a GenBank genome assembly. NCBI's taxonomy places the organism in Eukaryota, Metazoa, Platyhelminthes, Trematoda, Strigeidida, Schistosomatidae.
AUGUUUCAGGUGAUUUCUGGUGGUCUAGAUGGAAAGCUAAUCGUUUGGGAUACUAAAACAUUUGAGAAGGUCCAGGAUUCUGAUUUUGUAGCAUGUAUAGUCGACUCCAUCCUUAUCGUAUACUGGAUUAACUUAAAUGUCUCAGUGAGGUACUCGGUUCCCAAUAAUGAAAGGCAUUCAGAACAAAAGAAUUACACAUGCGUCGCAGCACAUCCAAACGACUGCAUCGUUGCUACAGGAAAUGGUCUUGGUGAAAUAUUCAUUUGGUGGAAUUUAUGUGCUCAAACUGAUGAUCAUUUAAACAUGCUAAACCCUGUUUCUGACGAGUGGACUGGGAAUGAAAAUUGCGCAGAAAAUGAUACUUUCGAUGAUGUCAAAAAAGCUAUCAAAAAACAUUUUGCAGAAGGUCGUUUAUUCACUUAUUACCCAGUUCAUCCUUCUCAUGUUAAAAGGUCUUUACUUCAUUGGCAUUCUGUACAAGUGACAAGUCUUUGCUUUACGUCAUGCGGCACUCAUCUUCUCUCUGGUGGUUUGGAAGGUGUGUUGGUCAAAUGGGAUGUGACUGACUGUUUUGGAGGUCCACAACAGCGUCGUUUUCUACCUCAUUUUGGCUAUCCAGUAUCUUCUGUUCGAAGUCAUGGUGGUUUAUGUGAAGAUAUGAUAUCUGUCAAUUUGGAGAAUAAUUCAUUUCAUAUUAUGGAUGGAGCUUUCACAAUAAUCUACUCAAAACAAGGUUUUAUGCAAUUACCUAAACACUGGUUUCCUGUUACAUUAACGAUGCCCGAAAAUUUAAUGACUCUACAAAGUAAACUUCCACAUAGAGAUGAUGAAUUGUCUUCGACUUAUCUCUUGACAAAUGGUGGCUGUGGUAAAAUACAACUAAUGAAUGUAAAUGACCGUGAACAUUGUGUUCAAACGAUUGAUAUUACUCACCAAAAUCUUGUUGUCAGAAGUACGGAUUCAAAACAUCCAAUUAUACAUGCUGAAGUAUUACUAAUGACCCAGUUGUGCACUGAAGUUGCAUUUACGUGGUUUGUGACUUAUGAAUGUGUAAAAAAGUUAGCUGAUCAUGAACAAGGAUUACCAAUUGAUGAUCAGUCACGUUUAACUUGGUGGCAGUGCCGUGAAUCAGAAAAAGAGAAUGAGAAUAAAGAUCUGUCUUCAUCAUCAGUCGAUGGAAUUCAUGAUUUUGUUAAAUUCACUUCAGUGGAUACUUAUUCCAUGUCACAUUUUGGUUGUCCUGCUGUUAGUAUGGAGUUUGUUCCAUCUGAGAAAAAUCAAUUAUAUGUUCUGUUAAUGGAUUAUCGACUGAUGAUAUGGAAUUAUAAUAUUGAAUACACGAAAGAUCCCAUAUACUCCCCAUGGAUUCCAGCUUCAUGUCAUCUUUUAUCGUAUUGUAAUCAAAACUCUUCGAUCCUACCACCUGGCUCUCUAAUUAUUCCCUUCAAUGUACAAUCUAAUGUAAAUCAAUUCAGUACAUCGACAAGUUUUUUAGUGUAUUCUGGUCUUAAUCUGACUCUUUUGAACUGGAAUCAAAUUUUACUCGAAAGCAAUCCAAAAGUUGCUGCCAGCAUUUGUCUACGAGAUAAUCUAUUGAAUCUGUGGCCAGAUUCAAAGAAGAAUAAUAUUGAUAAAUGUGUUAUUGUCUCUUAUACGGAUAAUGACGAUGAUAAUGUUACACGUUACCUGGCUAUCACGAUUCGUGGUCAUGCUCCUAGAUCAGUGAGUGAGCGUACUUCAAUUGGAGGUUUGUGCCUGCUAAAAUGUACACCUUCCAGUGUUGAAAUGAUGUCAGUUGUUCCAGAUGUACUAGCGACGUGUUUAACUUCACAUCCGAGCAAACCUUGGUUAGCUGUGGGAUUGAAGGAUGGAACAGUUACCAUUUAUGAAGUUCAAUUGAAUUCAAAUAUAAAAUUGAAUAUCAUACAUCAUUGGGAAAUCUUGUUUCUCAACCAUUAUGCGAUCGAACACAUGGAGACUACAGGGUUAAAUAUAUCACCGAAACAACGAAGCUUACUACAAUUGGUUGAUACAGCAGCUCCUGUGAAAUUCGACAAUCAUAUACGAGCAAAUAAACGAAAAUUAAAUUCUGAUAUUCAAUUGGAAAAUACUUUGAAACAAAUAAGUGAAUAUCCUAUUUAUACAGCUCCACCACCUGAUCAACUAUUACACCAACUUAUGCGAAAACAGUGA